AUGACGGCUACCCACCGUUACAACCCAUACAACAUUUGUAUCCUCUCCUGUUUCGUGUUUUUGUUGUCUUCUACGUUUACCCGAGCAGACGGGAAAAUGGCCACCAUUCCUACUAGUCCCUCUGCUUCGUCACAAUCACAACUCUGCGGGAGAAGCUGCCGAAAUCACCACAACACUAGUCAGACAAUCCAACAGCUGCAUCACAUGCCACUAACGGAGGCGCAGAAAGCCGACCAGAACUUGCAGUAUAUGUUAAGUUUGUAUAAGAGCGCAGCCGACCCGGAUGGGAGGCCUAAACAGCAUCGGAAGUUCGGGUCGAACACAGUGCGUCUGCUGCGACCCAUCACCACCCAGGUGCGGUCUCUGACAGCGUCUACAGACCUGCACUACACAUACACAGUGGUGUAUGACCUCCAAUCCAUCUCCCUGGACCAUCUGGUGAGAGCCUCCUUCUUGCACCUCCGUUCCUCCAGAACUGUCAGCACGCCCCACCGCUCCCCUCUCCACUGCAGGGCCAGAGUCACCUCCCUUGGGCAUGACAGCUGGAUGAGCCCCCCUGGACAUCUGGGGGACCAGGGGUGCCUGGUAACGCUGGAGCCCCAUCAGCAGUGGACAGAAACAGACAUCACAGAGCACUUCUCCAGCCAGGUGAAGCAGGGGAGUCGCCUGACCCUCUCGGCCCAGUACUGGUGCCUGGAUCCUUGGUAUCGUCGGAGUGAGGCCUGGGGCGGCCUGUGGAGGUUCAGGGGAAGAGGAGGACACAGGGGAGGGAGGAGGGCAGCCUCAAGAAAUCACCUCAAUGCCCCUGCUCUCCUUCUCUUCCUCGAUGAAGAGGAGGAGCCCAGGGAGUGGGGGGAGGUGACUCGAAUGCGGUACAGUUUGAGGUUGGGAGGUUUGGGGGGUCCUACUCCGGAGCACCACUACACCGGGGGCCCCAGGCCCCGAUCACGUCGCGCCAAACCCCUACCAUCCAACCCCAGUGGCCCUAACCAUCCAGGCAGCAUAGUCUCCGACAUCCCCAACUACCGAAAACACAAAACCCCCUCGCCCAAGAACCAGUGCAAGCUCCACUCGUACCGGAUCACCUUCGCCGCAUUGGGCAUGGCGCAUUACCUCGCCCCACACCAGUACAACCCUCACUACUGUAAAGGAGACUGCCCCAGAGUCCUCCACUAUGGCCUCAACUCGCCCAACCACGCCAUCAUGCAGACCCUGAUUAAAGGGAAAGGGGUGGAUGAGGUGCCGUCCCCGUCCUGCGUACCAUAUAAGUACAAGCCCAUGAGCGUACUAAUGCUGCUGGAGGACAACAAGACAGUGGAUUAUAAGGAGAUUGAGGACAUGAUCGCCGAGUCCUGCACUUGCCGGUAGUUGGAGACAUGGGAGGAGAGGUUGAGGGGGGUAGUUAAGAGUGCAGACCCCCCUCCCUUACA
Coregonus clupeaformis (lake whitefish) is the source of this 1430-nucleotide messenger RNA. Its product is annotated as bone morphogenetic protein 15-like. The transcript has 2 exons. Gene Ontology annotation, cellular component: extracellular region. The record is from RefSeq and is a predicted model, not a curated record. Gene Ontology annotation, molecular function: cytokine activity; growth factor activity. The coding region runs from base 1 to 1368 and encodes 455 amino acids. Lineage: Eukaryota; Metazoa; Chordata; Actinopteri; Salmoniformes; Salmonidae. Gene Ontology annotation, biological process: BMP signaling pathway; SMAD protein signal transduction.